This is a messenger RNA of Siniperca chuatsi (mandarin fish), 10655 nucleotides long. RefSeq names its product mitogen-activated protein kinase kinase 6 (gene map2k6). Gene Ontology annotation, molecular function: MAP kinase kinase activity; ATP binding. The record is from RefSeq and is a predicted model, not a curated record. The coding region runs from base 282 to 1358 and encodes 358 amino acids. Lineage: Eukaryota; Metazoa; Chordata; Actinopteri; Centrarchiformes; Sinipercidae. The transcript has 12 exons. Gene Ontology annotation, biological process: protein phosphorylation; MAPK cascade.
GCAGGAAGAACGUUCUCUCGCAGGGGCUCACACUGAUCCAAGUUAGGAGCUUUCAGCUGCCAGCCUUGGCCCAUCAUGUAAGUGCUGCGGAGAAUUCUUUGCAGUGCAAUUGCAAAAUUACCUCGUUUCCCGACGCCUGUGGGGGCUGUGCAAUUGUAACAUCGCUCUUUGCACGGACACGCACGCUUCGGACGCAAAGGGGCUCCAAGUGCAUGAAGAUCGAGGCUUGUAUUUUGCAUCUUUGUUGCAAAGCAAGCCGCUGAAGCUCCAGUGCGAGGGCGAUGGAGGGAGGGAGUGAGAAAGAAGGCAAAGUCUUUUGUGCUUCCCCUCCCCCUCAUCAAAGCAAAGGGGAAAUGUCUCAGCCAAAGGGAGGUAAGAGGAAGCCGGUGCUCAAGCUCUCCAAGGAGGUGUUUGAGCAGCCUCCUCCCGCCGCUGUACCCCCCAGAGAUUUGGAUUCGAAAGCUUGUGUAAUCAUCGGAGAGAAGAAUUUCGAGGUGAAGGCGGAUGACCUGGAGCAGAUCUGCGAGCUCGGCCGAGGAGCGUACGGCGUGGUGGACAAGAUGAGGCACGUGCCCAGUGGCCUGAUCAUGGCUGUGAAGCGGAUUCGGGCCACCGUGAACACACAGGAGCAGAAGAGGCUGCUCAUGGACCUGGACAUCUCUAUGAGGACAGUGGACUGUUUCUACACAGUUACCUUCUACGGAGCACUAUUCAGAGAGGGCGACGUGUGGAUCUGCAUGGAGCUGAUGGACACCUCCCUCGACAAGUUCUACAAGCAGGUGAUCGAGAAGGGCAUGACCAUCCCCGAGGACAUCCUGGGAAAGAUCGCCGUCUCAAUAGUAAAAGCUUUGGAGCAUCUGCACAGCAAUCUGCAAGUCAUACACAGAGAUGUGAAGCCCUCCAACGUGCUGAUCAACACUCAGGGCCAGGUGAAGAUGUGCGACUUUGGCAUCAGCGGCUACCUGGUCGACUCUGUGGCUAAAACCAUGGACGCUGGCUGCAAGCCCUACAUGGCGCCGGAGAGGAUCAACCCCGAGACGAACCAGAAAGGCUACAACGUCAAGUCUGACAUCUGGAGUUUAGGAAUCACAAUGAUCGAGCUCGCCAUCCUGCGCUUCCCGUAUGACUCGUGGGGCACGCCCUUCCAGCAGCUGAAGCAGGUGGUGGAAGAACCUUCGCCCCAGCUUCCUGCCGACCAGUUCUCCCCCGAGUUCGUGGACUUCUCCUCUCAGUGCUUAAAGAAAGUUUCCAAAGAGCGGCCGACUUACACAGAACUCAUGCAACAUCCCUUCUUCACCUCCCAUGAGGCCAAAGAAACCGACGUGGCUAGCUUUGUGAAAGUCAUCUUGGGGGACUGAGUUGCCACACUUACACAGGAGGGAGGGAAGAUCUGUUAAAAUGAAAAAGAAUAAACAAACAAACAAAAAGCACCAAUCGCAGCCCCUGUUACCUGCAGAACUCCCCCUGCCUCGCCGUACUCUCACCCCUCCCUCCAGAAACAGACAGACGGAGCCCAGAGGAGAAGCUGACGAAGCAGAAGGUGGAGUUUGACCCCGCCCCCACCUGGCCUCCAUGUCCUCUGUGCAUUACCUGACAUGAGAGGGGUGGGGGAGACGGGUGCCUCACAAAUAAUCUGGAAUAAUUUAAAAUGUCUGUAUGCAAAAUCUCCCUCUUUGGUUCGAUUUGUCCCACCUCUGUGCGCCGCCCACUACUCAGACAUGGCCGUUAUUCGUCAGCGAGUUGACCUUGAGUUUGACCGUCUGUGGUUUAACUCCACACACGGUCAAACUCGAGGUUUUUCUUCUUUUUGCUGAAAAAAGGAAGUGAAAAGAGGUGCAGAUUAUAUAAAAAAGAUGAAUGAUAUAAUGCUAUCUAUGUAUAAUCUAAAUGUUUGUAUACUCAAAGCAAGUGUUGCAUUGGUUUAUUAAUUGAUUGCAUGUACAGAAUAUAUGUUUGGGUGAAAACGGGCUCAGACGGCCAGUGAGGAACCGCUGUAGAGUCCGAUAGUUGAAGACCUGCAGAUGUACGGCAAGGCCCUCCUAGUGGUCACAAAUAGGUACUGCACUUCAACUGCUUUGCCUUGAUUACAACAGAGAUCUACUACACGUUUUGGGCUCUGGCUGCCUGUGAGUGUGUAAGUGUGUUUGUAUGUGUGUGAGCUGGUGCAUGAUAUGUGUGUGUUUGUAGGGCUGCACGAUUUUGGGUAAAAUCAGAAUAGCAAUUUUUGUACUCAGAGUCGAGAUAAUGAUUUUGUCUCACGAUUCUUAGGGUAACAAUUUUUUUAUUUAACUUGUCCUGUGCAGUCUCAUUGUGCCUGCGAGAGCUUGUCAGUUAUAGUGAUGCUUUGAAUGAACUUCACGUUAUUUAUGUUUUUUGUGGCCAGGCGGCAGGAUUUUCGGGUAGAUUUCGUGGCCUUGGUACCUUCAUAUUGUACUUGGUUGUAGCGUUUUGAUGCAAUAUGUAUUUUGUCCAAACACUGCUUGCACAACACAUGCAUGUGCUCAUUGUGUGUCAAACAGGGUUCAGAGCAAAGUUUUGGAGCGAAAUUGAUUAUUUUUCUUUUCUUCAACGAUGCCUGCCUCCCAGUGGUUUGUGGCUUACAGGCAGGGAUUUUCCAGUAGUUUUCGUAGCCUUGGUACCUUCAUAUUGUAUUUUGUCGUGUUUCAGAUGGAUACAUUUAUUUAUUUUUUUAUAUUCCUUGAUUCUAACAAUAAUAAAGAUUUGACUGUGUUUGUUCAGAGCCAUAUUGGUCACUGUGCAAAGUGCAAAUUAUGUGAACUCUGUUCACAUAGCUGCAAGGGUCUGCAUGAUGUCAAUUUCAUCAUCUACUCAUGUCUGCAAGGGUCAGCUCGGACCAUCGACAUGCAGCUUAUAAUUUGUGACCAUAUGUGCAAGAGCGUAUGUGGCAACAAAUAUGCGCACACAUCCGCAAAUGCAGACCCCCCGUGUGGUAAACAGAACUGUGUGUUGUCCCUCUAGGACUCGGCCACACCAGCAUUUCAAACAGUUACAUUUCCGCAGCAGUCAGUGGAUUUGCCUGUGGAUUGAAAUGUAAAUCUACACUUUUGCGGAGGGUUCAACUUUGUUGAACUUUGAUUUGCGAAUUUGUGCCACGGACCACUUGGCAAACUGUCUUGACAAUGCUGACCUUCAAAGGAGCGGAGAGAACUGGAAAGUUCAAAAUGUAGACUAUUUGCAUGACCUGCCAAUAGUUACUAUGUCACCAAGCUUCCAGCACCAUCUAUUUCUUGAGCAAAUAAAUUGUGCUGUGCCGCUGCCUGUAAGGCGGGGGUAUGGUUGAAACAACAUGUUGUCUGGCAACGUCUGGAGGCAAAAGUGUUUAUAGCUGCUCCGAAUGGCCACACUUAAAGGCAAGAAGGCGAAAACCCUGCCGUCAUAAAGAGGGCUAAUGGCGUACACGUUCGUAUAGAGUCUCCCCACACCUGGCCAAUCACAGUCGGAUUGUCUGCUUUGGAAAGUUACAGAUGCAGCCGCCCAAUCACAGUGUCGAGAAAGUGUGAAGGGAGGGGGGAUUCAGACGCUGUUCAGCAAUCCGACAAGCACUUUGGCUGAAGCACACCGACGCCUUUACUAACCUGUCUCUCUCACACGGACGUAACUUUCGAUUUACUUUCUGUUUCACAGAAAGUCCGUCACGUGUUCCCACCAGUUGUAACACAGGCUCGUCACUUGUGGAACGGAGAAAUUAAAAAAGCACUUAGUUUGAUGCAGCGGACCGCCCUGCUAAUGCAAAUACACGUGUAAUGAGAUUGCACAGAGGUACUACGAGGCGAAAUUGCGAUUUAAAUCCAGUCAGUCAUGCAGCCCUGCUUGACACACACACAUUUUUAAGUGAGUUGUGUGUUGACAUUGUGGUCAGUUGUGGGAGAAGAUUACCCAUAUUCUCCUUGUUGUCUGUACUGAGCCAAUCACAACCCUCUCCACUCCAUGUUCAACAUGAAAAGAACUGGAUAUUAUUACUAUUAUUAUUAAUAUUAAUAUUAUAUUAAUUAUUGUUGUUAUUAUUUAGAUCCAGGUUUUUUUCCCCCAGACAUAUUUACUGCAGUUUUUCUUAUUUAUUACAACUGCUGUUUUCCCUCUGAAGACUUGACCGAUCCAUUAGAGACUUGUGUGUUUGUGUGGGCUGCGUAUGUUUUUGUCGUGUUCUUCUUGGCUCAAACACGUAAAUGCUUUUGAACUGUAACUUGCAAGCCUUCUAUGUGCCUCUCUAUUGAAAACAACUAAGGAAAUUAAUAUGUUGUAGUAAAGAUGAUGCAGGGAUGUCUGCCUCUCCCAUCAUGUCAGCUUCCUCCCUUUUCACCCUCUGCAUGGCAUCAUAAAUCCACUUCCUGUUUGUUUUCAUUACUUUGUGUUUCUCGUUGUAGAUGGAGCUCCAGAUCAUCAGUGGUUUUCUUCUACAUGUUUGUACUCAUCUCUGUUGUUGCAUUGGUUCUUGGCUUUUUUCUCAUGGUGGUUUCUGAUGACAGAAAGCGUUGGGCUGCCUACAUAGAGCUCAGCUGACGCCUUUAGUUGUUAUGCAAGUACUACUCUAAUGACAAAAUGGAAAACUUGAAAUACUGUUUGUGGCAGGGUGGCAGGAUAUUGUCACAGUUGGAGAAUUUACAUCAUGUUCUUGCCUAUAAAUAUUUUGUUGCUGGGUUAUCACUUGAUUUUUUCUGUAUUUGUGUCUGUCUUCAGUCCAUUUUCGCUGAGUUUCGGUCACUUUUGCUGUGCUCAAAUUGUUUCAUUGUUGCUUAAAGGCUCAAUCUGUGAUGUAAAAGGAGACAAAAAGGAUUGGAAUCUGAUAUGGCUCCCAAAUUAAUUGACAGCACUUCUAUUUAACCUUUUGCCACCCACUGGUAAGCCCACGGGACGCUACCAAUACGUAGAACUUUGACGGACUACUAGCACUAAGACAAAUUACAUGAAUACGAACAUGUAAAAUAUAUAUGUGAAUAGAUUAGACUCGUCUUUUUAGUCAUCGUGGUCAUUUUCAGGAAGAAUGCCCCGUUCUAAAAAUAAUUCAGGUACAAUGCAUGGCAGAGUAUACCACCGAAACCUAAAAAACAUGGCGUCUGGCAGUCCAACAGUGUAACAAAUCCUUGAAAACUUUGCGUCCAAAUUCAUCACAAUUCAACACAAAAAUUGUCUGAUGUUUAGUUUAGGCGGACCACUCCCAAAGGGUCGAGCAUUUAAAGCUGCAUUAAUUAUUGUUUUUUGCCACUAGGGGCAGCGGAACAAGCUGUAAACACAUCAUUGACUCAUCAUCACCUUAUAAAAUUGUUAUAUUGGCCUAUUUACACAUCCAGCAGAUACGGAGAAAUCCAAUAUUCACUCUCCUUUUAGCUCUGUUUGGUCUUCAUCAGCUACUGAGAAAUACAUCUGGCUGCUAAAUGCUCCAUUAUGUUCGCUAGCCAUUGGCUAACUUUGGCAGGUAGAGCUGAGGAGGACUGCAGAGUCCGAUGAUAAUUCUCUGUGGGUUUGUCACUACAAGUGAACCCUUUCAUAUUGCACAUUGUUGUUUGAUUCUGUGUUAAUAUAAAAAUAUGGAUUAGUGCAGCUUUAAGUGAUUGUUUUCUGAUGCUGUCAAAGGUUUGUUUACUUCAGCUGGAAAAUAGGCCUAAAAUUUCAAUUAUGUUCUUUUUGAAGAAUUUGACGAUUUUCAACUCCUCCUCUUCAAACAUGCAGUAAAUAUAGUUGUAAUACACACAGCAACUACAAAUUGAGCCUUUAACAAACACCAGGUUCUACCCUCUGAGGUUCAGUGCAUUUGUUAACAUUUGUAUAACUUCUGAAAAAAUAAUAUUCUGUCUUUGCGGUUUUUUGACAUUCAAAACAAACUCCUGUCCUUAGUCCAGUACAGUUCGUCUGUCAUUUAAAUGCGGCCACCAGGGAGUUUCCUGUUUUGUAACAGACUAGCAAUUGUUAGACUUCAGACUUCUCUUCACCCUUCACACCAUAAUCUGCUCCCUGCUGGGCUCAGGUCCCACAGCCUUCAGCUUACUGUCCUCCAGAUAACUCCUUUAAGUUCCUCCAAGUGUUACUAACAGACAAAGGUCUGGCUCAUAAAGCUUCCUUCUCUCUUUAUUUGCUGUACUGAACUGUUAACCUACUCCCAUUAUGGUUACCAAACAAUUUACCACAGCUUGCUCUGCUGAAAGCAGAUGACACACAGUGGAUGUGAUUGCAUUUUUACUCCUACAUGCAUCUCACUUUCCUAACUCUUCCUUUGUAAUGAACGUGAGUCAGAGGUAGGUGGCAGUCUGUCAGACAAAACUCACUGCCAGCCACCAUAAUGACGACAUUAAGGGCUCCCUCACUUGUACAUUUCUGUGUGAAGGAUGGAAAUAUACUCUUGAGAAACUCUAAUUGCCCUCAGUGUUUUAUUGCAUGAUGAAAUUGGCCAAACUGAAACGCGGCCUGUCACAGGUCUGUUCUGAUCCAUUGUGUUCGUCCUGCAUGCUGUUUUUUUUCUCUAGAAAAGAUGUUGACGAGUCCCUGAGUCUCUAAUGAGGAGCGGUGUCUCAGAGUCCCCUUUGUUCAUCAGAUAAUCAGCAUCAUUUUCACCAGUUAAGCGAAUGUGACCAAAGAGGAGCCAGGCUCAGGGGACGGGGGGUCUUUGAGGAAGGGGACAGUGUGUGCAGACUUCCUGCUGCUUGAUGAGCAUCCAGGAGAGAUCUAGUCAUCCCACCUGUUGAAAAUAACGGGAUGCUCCGCUUUCAUUCAUCAUCACGUGCAUGGUCCAAUAGCAGUGAUUUAGGUGUGCGUAGUAUUUGUAGGUCUUUUUAAGUGCCUAACAAUGCAAUCCUGUGGUGAACAUUUACAUUUAAACACUUCUCCGUCUUUGUGAAUGAUGCUUAAACACUGUUUUUGUCCUUCAGUUCCUCUCUGGGACGCACUGACACUGCAUGUUGCUGUUUGUUUUGCACUGUACUGAGGAGCCAUAUCACAUAGUCACAUUGUAGGAGUAUACUGUAAGAAAGUCAUUUUGACCAUGAAAGGUUGCAUGUGGACAGUGUUUCAGUUUCAGCAAGGUGUUUUUGGCUUUUUUGAGAGAGUUUGGAAUUAUGAGGUUCUGACUUUUCUUUUAUGAAAUCGCAGUACUAAUAGUAGCUGUAUUUUCUUCACCUAAAGAGGCUUUUAUAUGAGACAGGUUAUUUUUUAAGUACAUAACACACGUAAGUAUUUCUGCUCCCAUUAGUUUGCUGAUUCCGCUGUUUACUUUUUACUAUUGUAAACUCAACACCCCUAAGCCUUCCAUAGGUUUAGGAGCCAGAGUCCCUUAACGUCACAUGUAAGCUGUUAUUGUGAAACACUUGCUGGAAGUGUUCAGUUUCACUAACGGCAGUUUAAAGGAAGCCUGUAGAGUGUUUCUCACCAAAAUGCAUUGUGUGCAUCCUUGAGGCCUAACAAGCGUACUGGAUGCAUUUUCUUCCACGUAAAACAUUUGCAAAGCUGAUGUUUAAAAUAUUUGAAAUCCUGCAUUGUUUACAUUCAUGUUUACUAGCUCACUGUCUUCUUUAGUGUCCCUGCUGGCUCUUCUUAGCAUGUUACCGCCACCGACUGUCGAUCAGUGGAAUAGUGUGAAACCUUUGGGGUGCGUCGUGUCGCCAUGUUUUUGUGCGCAUGUGCACGAGAUAUAAACAAAAAGGGGACCCACUUGUAAAAACACUGCUCAAUAGUGCCACUAGUGGACAAAACUCCACAGGGUACGUUUCACAUGAAAGUGGAGCAAGGCUGAAUUAAUCAGCAUGAAAGAGUUUCAUCCUACAGUGCAUACUCAUUUUAACCAGGUUUGGUAGUGAACGCAAUUUUUAGUAUUGCAUUUACUUUAGAAAAUAGACCAAAUUAAAUAUUUCCGAGAUAUCGGUAUGCAUGUCAAAUUGGCUUGAUUUGUCAGUUUAAUUUCACACUAUUGUCCCACGUGGCAGUGCGUAAAGGAGGAGCAGGAGCUAGUCAGAUUGAAAGUAUCUAUACUAAUUGCUGCUCCAGCAAGAUUUUAUAACACUAAACAAAAAGAUAAUAUAAAAUUAUAUUUUUGGAAUAAAAUUUUGCUUUCUCUUGUGAAUUUUAAUUUGUUUAAUAAUUAACAUCUGUCAACCCGAAAUGGUAAUGUACAUGAAGUUAAUAAAAGGAAUUAUUUAAUUAAAAUUAAGUACAUACUAAUUCCAGGUUUGUCAAUGCCACCUUUUUUUUGUAGCAAUUCAGUUUUUUAACUGAAGAGUUUUGUAGUAUUUGUUGUUGUGCGAUCACACUGAAGAAGUGACAAAAUUAAAUGUACUCAAAGAUGUCAGCUUGUUUAUUAAUUUAGCUCAGUUUUUGUGGAGUAGUUUGAUGGACACUGUUCUCCCACAAUGCAAUGCACAGAGGAGACAGAGGAGCUGCUCACAGCUGGACAAAAUUAAAAAAUGGCAGAUGAUGGUGAGGCAGCUCCAGGAAAACUUUAGAGAACAAAGAAAUAAAAGAUAAACUAUCAAACCUUUGGAGAAGUACAUUAAUAACUUGUAUACGAACUGCAAAAAAGUAAACCACCGCUACUACUCCCUACUGGCGGGAUUAAUGCUGUAGAAAUGUGCAUUGUGCUAAAUUUACAGAGCUAUUAGUAAAUGGAUUGUUAAUUUGUUUUUUUUUCCCUCUGGCCUUUAUUCAGUACCAACCAACAGGCCACAUUCUGGCUAUUGUUUGAGGAUUUACAGUAUCCACCGAUUAAUGGGACAGGUCAUCCCAAAAUCAAAAAUACAUAUUUUUCCUCUUACCUGUUAUCCAUCUACAUUGUUUUGGUGUGAGUUUUGGAGAUAUCGGCCGUAGAGAUGUCUGCCUUCUCUCGAAUAUAAUGGAGAGCAGUUUCGUGGAGCAACUAUCGGCAGAAAGAAAAUAGUUCCCACAUGAAACUGCUCACAACAAAUCUGGGGAUUAUCUUGAGUAACCGGGUCAUGAUGUCUGGAAAGAGACGUUGCUGUUGAGUUUUUCAAAUGUAUUUUUUUGGCACUUUGAGCGCCACAAGCCGAGUGCCAUGUAGUCCCAUUAUAUACAAAAAAAAAUGCAGACAUGUCUGAUAUCUCCAAAACUCGCACUAAAACAAUCUAGAUGGAUAAAUAGCAGGUAAGAGGAAAAAUAUGGAUUUUUGGGGUGAACUGUCCCUUUAAUGGUGAUUUUAAAUAAAUUUAUGGUUGUGAAAAGUUCAUCUUUGGAAAACCAUUUACUAAAGUACUUCACAGUGUCGUUACGUCAGAUAUUAACUCAAAUAUUUGAUGCUCUGUAUCCCAAAGCUGCACUCAGAACCUUGUAACUCCACACUCGCAGUUUAUUUCUUCUGCUUAGCAAACAGCACCCGCACGUCUGGUCACACUUGACUCGUAUUCAAUUUUCAAUAAGCUGUAAUGAGAAAAGAGUCGAGUCCAAUCACUCAUCACAUGGCAUUUUCCUGUGUGUGUGUGUGUGAUUCUGCUUGUGUGUAAGUGUGCAUUUGUCUGUCCCAGUCAGUGUGCUGGCCAGAGGGCAGUGCUAUCAUUACCCUGCUGUUCUUCUCUGGGGAGAUAAUAAAGUGGGUCACAUCGCUCACACAGAUAAAACAGUCAUCACCCUCCGCCCUCCUCAAAACCUGCAUCAAGAAAAGGUCUUUUUUUGUCUCAGCUUCUCUUACAAGUCAGGCUUUGUGUUUUCUGUAUGAGCAUUCAUAUAUGUCUGCUUGCAUGUGGGAAUUCCCGUCUGCGGGUCUAUUUGUGGCUCGUGCUCACCUGCUGAGUAAACUUCUGUCACUAGGGGUUAACGGGGGCAGGACGUCCGAGUGGAAACUGUCCUUCGUGGGCGAUUAUUUUCACAUCCCAUCAUGAGUCCCCUCUUAUCCUCUUGAGUUUUUCUGAGGGCCCAACAACAGGCACGUAUUUCUGGAUGAUGCGUCGGUAACAUCCAGUAGGCGAGUGGCUUUUACUGGAAGACCCCUCUUUUCUUUUUUUUUUUUUAAGUGUUUGAAGGUCAGAUACAGAUUUUAGGCUCUAAGAGAAUCAGAGGAAAUUUUGCUCACCUUCUUCCUCAUCCUCAAAAUGUGUCAGCGGAUGAAUCAAAAAUAUCAAAGAGCCGGUGUCUAGCGCUACCAGCCCUUUACAAAUUGUGUUCCGCCAGAUUAUAUUUAGUGUAACUCUGUUGUUAGCGUGUGAACCGUGCUGAGGUUUCUUGGACGCUUUGUUUCUCCCCAUCUAUCGCACAGCACUUCUCGAGGUCGAAUACUACGACAUGACUUGUGAACCGUGGAGCUUUCUGUUUCUCUGUUGCAGGUGGUAAACUGCUGGUACACACAGCUAUAUGUGACUUCUGAUGUUGCGGUGUUGUGUUCUUUUAUUCGGCGUGGGGAUUCGUGUCGGGGCAGUGCCGGGUUUUUCAGAAUAAGACGUAUCCAGAGAUGCUACUGUACGUGGAAGAGGGUCUUUUCGUUGCUGUUGGGUGCGUUCGGGGAGGGUUACCGUGGCUACAGCUCCUUGCCCCAUGGGAAGUGAAGUUCUCAGUAUAUUUACACAUCUCUAAAGCCUCUGCUAAAGACUGAUGACUGUUCAUUUAGAGCUCAAUGAAUUUCUAUAAAUAUUUUAGAUUGCUCAACUGAUUAUGUGCAAUUGUAAUGAUGGAAAUUCAAUAAAAAAAGAGGUAUUUUUACACAAUAA